AUGAACAACAAUGAAGCAAAUAACAACACUCCCAACAAUGCACGUGGUGGCGGACGUGGUCGUGGAUAUAGACGUGGAGGUAGACGCGGACGUCACAGACACUCUGGCACCUUUGUGUUUGUUGACCCUACUUUUCAGCACAACACCAUGCCUGUGAACAACAGCAAUGCCCUAUCUAAGAACAACAACACUGAUCAAACAUCCGCACGUCCACCUCGACCUACGUUCGUACUACAUCCACUUUUACCUACAUCCGAACCACAUCCACCUCCACCUACAUCCGCACCAGCUCCACUAAGAUCAACCGGCACUUCGAGAAAUAAUCGAACUUCUGAGGAGCAUAUCGCACUUACCCGCCAACUCGGUGUAGACAUGAUGCAUCGAAUGGCAGCAGUUGCCAGUCGUAAUAGAGAAACUGCAUCGGAAGAUCUGCAAACAAAAAGACGACAAGAGUCCAGAGACAAAUAUCGGCUGCUAGAAGAAUCAACAAGUAGACGAGAGGCCAAUUUGAAAGAGCAUAGACGUAAACGUAUGUCUGAUAUGGAGACUAUUAUGAGUAGAUUUGCAGCCAUUCGACGAGGCGAUAGUGAUACCAUUACAGAUGGUUCAUAUUCUACUGACAAUAAUAAUUAA
Messenger RNA from Mucor mucedo, 633 nucleotides. RefSeq lists its product as uncharacterized. NCBI's taxonomy places the organism in Eukaryota, Fungi, Mucoromycota, Mucoromycetes, Mucorales, Mucoraceae. The coding region runs from base 1 to 633 and encodes 210 amino acids. The record is from RefSeq and is a predicted model, not a curated record. The transcript is spliced from 4 exons.